Messenger RNA from Petromyzon marinus (sea lamprey), 1026 nucleotides. It is a transcript of the gene MED7, whose product is annotated as mediator complex subunit 7. Gene Ontology annotation, biological process: regulation of transcription by RNA polymerase II. Gene Ontology annotation, cellular component: mediator complex; core mediator complex. The record is from RefSeq and is a predicted model, not a curated record. Gene Ontology annotation, molecular function: transcription coregulator activity. Lineage: Eukaryota; Metazoa; Chordata; Hyperoartia; Petromyzontiformes; Petromyzontidae.
CUACACUCCGUCACGUGACGGGGUCAGGAAGAAGUGGCGUCACGGGGUCAGGAGGAAGUGGCGUCACGGGGUCACGGAUAACGCCUGGAGAAACAUCGCUGCCUCUUGGCCUGGGCAGAGGGAGACGCCGGGAGAAGGGCCGCGUGAGGUUGGACCCCGCUUCUUUUUGCCGUGCUCGGUCCUCCCACCACCGCCGCCGUCACCAUGGCCGAGUCUCAGCAGGUGAGCUCGCUGCCUCUGCCGCCGAUGCACUACGCCAAGGAGUACACGGACGAGGCGGUGCGGCGCGGCGUUGCCCCACGGCCCCCUCCGCCCCUACGCGACCACUACCUCAUGUUCGGAAACCCCUUCCACUGCGACGACGUAAUCAUCCGCCCGCUGGAGAGCCAGGGCAUCGCCCGCCUCUACCCACCAGACGUGGACCACAAGCGCGAGCUCAAGAAACUUAACGUGUCCAUCCUCGUCAACUUCCUGGACCUCCUGGACGUGCUGGUGCGCGGGCCAAGCAGCGUGCGGCGCGACGAGAAACUGGAGGACCUGAAGCUGCUCUUCGUGCACAUGCACCACCUCAUCAACGAGUUCCGGCCGCAUCAGGCGCGCGAGACGCUGCGGGUCCUGCUUGAGGUGCAGCGCCGCACGCGGCUCGACACAGCGCAACGAUUCUCACGCCAGCUUGACGCCGUGCACGACCUGCUCUCCGGUUGCCUAGCAGCGUUGGGCGGUGGUGGAGAGGGGACCGGCAGCGCUGGGGAGAUGGCAGCAACGGCGGGGACAGGGGGAGGAGAGGCUACGUGUACGACGAGCGUGAAGGUGGAGCCGAGCGAGGAACCAAUGGAGGUGACGCCCUGCUCACCGAGCCACCCCGGGCCAGGCCAGCUGGGCCAGACAGGGCCCACGCCGAAUGCAGGCAAAGAGGCAAAUGGUGCCAUGAGCGACAAGGAUGCGCUAAUGUGUCGCUUAGUGGAUGAGCUCACUUGAGCAGGAGACCGUGGUUGCGUCUCACGGUGUUUUUGUUCACGGUGUGAA